Molecule: messenger RNA, 1081 nt
Organism: Colletotrichum scovillei
Lineage: Eukaryota; Fungi; Ascomycota; Sordariomycetes; Glomerellales; Glomerellaceae
Product: macro domain-containing protein
Exons: 2
Coding region: 129-902 (257 amino acids)
Source: RefSeq, a predicted model, not a curated record
CCCACCUCUCCUGCUUCCAGUCGGCUGCUUCUUUGUCACCAACACCUCAAAAGCAGCCCGCCGCGCCCGCUCCUAGACCUGCCAAAUUAUCGACACCAAACCCGAAUCAGCAAUUUUGAAAUUCGCCUAUGCCAAUCCGUCAAGCAGUCAAAAUGGUCACCACCGCUGUCGCCGACAUCCCCACCGUCGAGCUCCUCUACAAGAUCGGCCAGAUCCAUGCCACCUCGAAGGCCAUCUUCCCCCACAAUGCGUCGCACAACCAAAAAGUCGCUGUUGUUCGAGGCGACAUCACCACCCUCGCCGUCGAUGCAAUUGUCAAUGCCGCGAAUAAGAGUCUUCUCGGAGGAGGCGGCGUCGACGGCGCGAUCCACCGCGCAGCCGGCCGAGGACUGCUCCAGGAGUGCAGGACCCUGAACGGAUGCGUCACCGGUUCCGCCAAGAUCACAGGCGCCUACAACCUCCCUAGCAAGAAGAUCAUCCACGCCGUCGGCCCCAUUUACGACGAGCUUAACCCCGACGACUCCGAAGCGAAGCUUGCGGGUUGCUACAGCACCAGCUUGAAGCUCGCUGUCCAGAACGGCUGUCGCAGUAUCGCUUUCAGCGCGCUGAGCACCGGCGUCUACGGCUACCCGAGCACGGAGGCGGCUCCCGUUGCUGUUGAGGUUGUCAGAGAGUUCCUUGACGGAGAGGAUGGCGAUAAGCUGGAUAAGAUUGUCUUUUGCACCUUUGAGAUGAAGGACGUCAGGGCCUACAACGAGACCCUUCCUGUCUUCUUCCCUCCCGACGACCAGCCAGCCACCAAGGAGAAGACCGAGGCCGGCCCUUCCAAGAAGGAAACAGAGGAGGCAAAAGCUAUCGCGGCUGAGUUGCCCAGCGUUCCCAAGUCUGACCCUUCCCAGUAAAACGCCGUUCACGCCGAAACACACCUGCAGUUGGCCGGCGCGUCACUAAGGUACUCACGAUACUACGACUGGACACCAUGAUGGCUUAGGGAGUUUGUGGAAUUAUACCAGGAAAAAGCGAGCCGCUUAAUAUACCACCGUGCAUCGAUACAGAAUGACUAUGACAAUAGAGUUUGGGG